AACCCCAAGUUUACCCUCACAUUAUCUCCCUCCAAAUUUUCAACUAACCAUGAAAUUCAAUCUCAUCAAUUCUCAUGGCCAUUCUCCUCUCCCUAAAUUCCCACACUCCAAACCCUCCCAAAAUCCCAAACCCAUCAAUCCCCAACACCUCUGCUCUCCUAAAGAGACAAUUUUUAUUAAAAACCACUUCACUUGCUCUCAUUUCUCUACCAAUUCAACCCCAAUUUGCACACUCCUUAGCUGAAUCUUCUUCUCCUCCAAGACCGGGUCUUUCUGGCAUUGCCAACACCAAAUCUUGGUUCAAGUUCUAUGGUGAUGGUUUUUCCAUUCGGGUCCCUCCUCAGUUUGAGGACAUCAUGGAGCCAGAGGAUUUUAAUGCUGGACUAUCUUUAUAUGGUGAUAAGGCAAAGCCAAGGACUUUUGCAGCACGUUUUGCAAAUUCAGAUGGAUCAGAAGUUCUCAGUGUAGUCAUUCGUCCCUCCAAUCAACUCAAGAUAACCUUCUUAGAGGCUAAGGAUAUUGCGGAUUUAGGUUCAUUGAAGGUGGCUGCGAGAAUUUUUGUUCCAGGUGGAUCAAAUUUGUACUCUGCUCGAACAAUAAAAAUAAAGGAAGAGGAAGGUUUUAGAACCUAUUACUUCUAUGAAUUCGGCAGAGAUGAACAGCGCGUGGCAUUAGUAGCUGCUGUUAACAGCGGAAAGGUAAUAAUUGCUGGAGCAACUGCUCCAGAGUCUAAAUGGGACAGUGAUGGUGUGAAGCUUCGCUCUGCUGCUGUUUCGCUGACAGUUUUAUAGUCCUCUGCUAAUAUCUUUUAUUAGAGCUUCUCCAGUUAUAAUCGUUGCUGCCUCUCGAGUCUGGCCACUUUCGGUCAAUCCUCAGGUUCCAGCUUUUGAACUGGAGAAUUUACAAAAUUGGAAAACCUUAUGACCGUUGUCUUUGUAUAAAUAUUAAAUAAGAAGCCCACAACAACAGCAUACCAAAUUUUUAAUAAUUCUAACAUGCUGCCUUUUCUUUUUCUCCCUCUUCUGGCGGGUUUCUAGAAUCUUGGCUCCUGCUGCAUACUUUACGCAAUGCCAUUGCGUUCUGAACAUACCAAGCAACCAAAACAGAGAUCUGUGUUUUUAUACUCUUCGUUGUCUACCCUGCAUCAUGCUUGAUGUUUGUUGGCAAAGACUGCAGCUUAGAGCUUAUAGCGUGAAAAUUUUGACUUGAAGACUUUUUGUCGGUUUUAAGAUUGUUAAAAGCCAAUUUAUGUUCAUCUGAUUGUAGACAAAUCGAAUGUAUAUUGUUCCUUCAGCAUCAUACUGAAGGCGAGUUUGUAUUAUAAAUUUUAAGUGACAUUGAACUCAACUCAAUUUUGAGUUAAUUGAGAUCAGUUUUAGUGAUUGCUACCUUCCAUUCUUAAA
Molecule: messenger RNA, 1403 nt
Organism: Mercurialis annua (annual mercury)
Lineage: Eukaryota; Viridiplantae; Streptophyta; Magnoliopsida; Malpighiales; Euphorbiaceae
Exons: 8
Coding region: 75-791 (238 amino acids)
Cellular component (GO): chloroplast
Source: RefSeq, a predicted model, not a curated record